This is a messenger RNA of Ruditapes philippinarum (Manila clam), 875 nucleotides long. RefSeq lists its product as uncharacterized. Bases 60 to 875 code for a protein of 271 amino acids. NCBI's taxonomy places the organism in Eukaryota, Metazoa, Mollusca, Bivalvia, Venerida, Veneridae. The transcript is spliced from 3 exons. The record is from RefSeq and is a predicted model, not a curated record.
AAUAAACAAGAAAACAAAGCACAAUUAGCGAUGUUCAACCAAUUAUUCUGGAAUGAUAGAUGAUAGCAUACAUUAAGUACACUCUACAUACGCUAAGACUCUUUACACACGCGAAUAAAAAAAUGCCCAAGAAAAAGAAGUCGCAGGAUUCAGAACGCAAACCGGCUCCAUCCGUCCAAGCACGUGCAAACAUCGAAGAAAGCAAGCUAGACAGCAUACCAGAUGAAGACACAUUGAUGAGAAUGAAAGAAAAAAUGUUGAAUGAAAAGCCGGAGUUACGACAAAUGUUUCAGUAUAUGGAAAAACUCGUGGAUGAAGGAACCAAACAAGCUCAAGAUUCUUCUGUUGUAUUUACAAAUCGUAGAGGAUAUGUUACGCCAGAACUUCUGAUGCAAUAUCCGAAUUCACCAACUGCAAGAAAGACAAUGGAAGCAUUGAACCAUUACGUGUACGCCUUUAAUAUCUUAUGGAGUUACAAGAAACCAAGGGUUCUUCUACAGAGUGACUGUGAUUGUUUGCAGCCUGGACUUCACCACUUUAUCGAGGGAUAUAUGACAGCGGACUAUAUGCUGCAGCAGUUCCAUUUGCCUCCGUCGUUUACAUAUUUAGUUGAGGAUUAUCUUCAGUUAAGGCCUAAUGACAUUUUGGUGGAAUAUAUUUAUGUUAACGUUGUUGUGGCUCUGAAGACAAAAGAGCUACCUGACUAUGAACGGUGCAAGGAAACAAUUCGUGCGCUUGAAAUAUUUGUUCAUAAAUUGCUGCCGUAUGAACAUGAGGAAACAGCUAAACGAAUUUUUACGUCUUGGGAGCGAAAUAUACAUCGACAGACCAAAACGAACGUGCAUUGGACGCUUUUGAGAAAUGUUACGCCUUAG